Sinocyclocheilus rhinocerous is the source of this 1295-nucleotide messenger RNA. It is a transcript of the gene mrps27, whose product is annotated as mitochondrial ribosomal protein S27. Bases 40 to 1023 code for a protein of 327 amino acids. The transcript is spliced from 9 exons. Lineage: Eukaryota; Metazoa; Chordata; Actinopteri; Cypriniformes; Cyprinidae. Gene Ontology annotation, cellular component: mitochondrion. The record is from RefSeq and is a predicted model, not a curated record.
GUGAAUCUCCCCCCUCGCGCCGAAUGGUUCAGUCUCAAGAUGGCGGCCUCCAUCCUGCAGCGCGGUCUGUCUCCUCUACAAACUUUUACUAAAUGCGUCAGUUACAGAUCGAUCGCCAGGAGAUGUCUGCUGUCGUCGGCGUACACAGACCCUGCUGUUUGGGAGCAGAGACCGAGAGAUGCACAGGACCUGGGUCAGCUGGCCUCUCUGAUGGACAGAACGUAUGCGAGGAAGUUUCCCGUCAGCUCUUUGGUCAUCGCCAGGUUCGUAGAUAAUUUAUCAUCAAAAGAGGAAGUCGAUCAAGCACAAUAUUACCUAUAUAAGUUUCGUCACAGUCCAAACUGUUGGUAUCUUCGGGACUGGACCAUCCACAGCUGGAUCCGACAUUGUCUUAAAUACGGAGCCAGAGAUAAAGCCCUUUACACGCUGAAGAACAAGUGGCAGGAGGAGAGGAACGUGGGAGCGUCUCUGAUGUUGGCUGGACUGAAGCAGGAGAACUCUGUCGGUUUCAGCGCUCGGCUUCUGGGAUUGGCUCUUAUUGGUAAAGUCGAGCUGUCCAGAGGAAUUCACGCCGUGUUUCACGAGAUGCCCCUGAUCUGGACCUCUGGUUAUCUUGGGCGAGCCCUCGCUGUCAUGGACGCUGUGUGUGACUUCAGAGACAUCAAGUUAUCUGAGGAAGUUCUGGAUCAUGUGGAGAAGAUAUUGCAGGAUCUCUCAGUGAACGCUGAUGGACAGAACGUCACUGAUACACCGCUGGAGGAGGAAGAUGAGCUGGAGACACAGAAACUACCAGAGUACAUCAACCGCUUCAAGGAGCUGAAGGAGAGACUCGUGUCCCAGGACAGGAUCGACUCGAGGAGCCUGGAGUCUCUCGUAUCGGCUCUGACGCAGCAGACGCUGGCAGCCUGUGAAAACGCAGAUAUCGCUGAAUAUCAGCAGACGGUGAGCGUCUGGGAAGCUGAGCUGCAGCAGCUCAUUCAGAGAGAAAGAGAGACGAAAGAGAAGAACCAGAAGAGCGUCUGAGCAAACAGUGACCGCCGUCCUCCAGACACAGCAUUGUUUGUCAUGUUUAUUGUCUUUGGUUGGGCCGAUUGAGAUAGAGGUUUGUGUGUUAAUAUUAUUUGGAUUCUUUUUCAAUGCCGUGUAAAUCUGAACAGUAUAAAUAAACAAUGAAAAUACUCUUAUAUUUAGUCUCGGCCCUUUCAUACCGUAUGCACUGGAAUAACAGGAUUUACUCCGUUUGGAUUUGUAAUGUUUCUGAAAGAAGUCUCUUCUGCUCGCCAAAUCUGCUUUGA